AUUUUCGCGCCUCAUAUUUUCGGCUGCAAUCAACAUCCCUGUCCCUCCUCCCAUUGCUCUGUCGCAAUACAAUUCACACAACUCCAACACCACCUUCCUCACAAUGGCCGAUUAUAACUCCCUCAAGGUCCCCGACCUUAAAAAGAUCCUCACCGAGCGCGCUCUUCCCCUCUCAGGAAACAAAGCCGAUCUUAUCGCGCGCCUGAAGGAGGAUGACAAGAAGAAAGCCCCCAUCAGCGCAGCCCCAGCAGCUGCCGAUGACGAAAUCGACUGGGACGAAGAUGACAGCAAGGUCGCCACCGGUGCGACCACCACCACUGCAGCAGCAACCACCAUCGCAGCUGGUGGACAAGGCGCAAUUGAGACACCUCUUGCGGUCCCAAACCAGAAGCAAGAUGUCGACCCAGCCGCGACUACGGAUCUGAAAGUCACUGGCUGCACAGAUGCGCCUGCGGCCGCUGACGGCUGUGUGGCUGCGAGCGGCGAAGUCGAGGCGGUUGUUGUGGAGGAGCCGAAGCAAGAUUUCAGCAUUGGGCUACAGAAGACUGAUGCAGAGAAGGAGGCAGAGCGUAGGGCGGCGCGCGCCAAGAAGUUUGGUAUUGUGCCCGAUGAUGACGAGGUGAAGCGGGCGGAGCGGGCGAAGAAGUUUGGGGGCGGCGCAGGGCAUGUGGAUGUGAGUGGCCUGGAUGGGGCAUUGCCGGAGAGGAAGAAGAGGGGUAGAGAGGAGAGGGAGGGAAAGACUGGGAGGGAGGCAAAGAGGCAGACACCUGAUAGGAGAGCAGAGCCAGUGAAGAAGGAGGCGAGGCCCUCGGUGCCGAAGCAGGAGCCGAAGAAGGCGUAUAAGAGUGUCUUAGAUGACCCGGUGGAGAAGGCCAAGGCAGAGGCGAGGAGACAGAAGUUUGCCUCUGCUCCUGCGCUGGCAUCAACGUGAGCGAUGGGUGCAGUCGGGGACACUCUUGGGCGAUCUAUGGGGCAGCCCGGCGCCGAGGGAUACUUGUACACCAGCCGCAUUUCCAAUCACAGUGAUGAUUAAAAUGACGUUAUUAUGGGAGACCAGGGUUUAGGAGCCCGAAUAGGUAGGUUUCUCAACGGGCGCGGCGUGCGGAAAAUAGAUGGAUAUUUUUUGCGACCAUACAGCAUUCAGCCUCAAGCUCACGCGGGUCCAUGAAUUGUGAUUGUGGUGGGCGUCUUAUGGCAUCGGCCGGAUGUCUUGCAGGAUCCAGAAUGCGAAACCAGUGCAUGUUUAUCGAAUGUCACAUCGACAUUGAAUAUGGCUCGCCGAACUAGAGUUCCAAGUCUAAGACACGGAGGCUUCUGAUUUAAACGGAACAAAGAGAUCGUUUGGAUGUAUGAGAUAGAUAGAUGGGCGACUAUCUUUGUAAGUUUGGAUUGGAAAGUUCUAUAUCUCUCUCAGCCUCCACCAUCGUCCCUUUUCUACUUCUUUCCACUUCCCAUACGCUUUCUACUCUUUGACUCCACCUCAUCUCACACACCCUCUCACCGCCUAUUCCCAUUCUACUCCACCAUCUUCAACAUCAGCAAUUCCUCUCUUCGCGAGCCUUCCACGUCAUCCAAUCCAAAGCACCAAUGUUGCUUUAUCCUCACCCAUAUAUCCCCCCCUUCCUCUCCGCCAUCCACGCACCUUCUCGCCCAUCCCACCUUUCCUUUCUCGAUCGCCAUACGAGCAUCCAUCCAUCAUGCCCCGCUCAUGCCGCAACAACCACCGUCGGUCCAUAACCUCCGUUCGAAGUAACACACAGUCACAACUGCACCGACCGCUCCCGAAUGGCCAGGCUCCACUACCACAUCAACCGUUUCCGGGUGCGCAUGUGCAGCCGCAACAACCUCCCCCAACUACGCAGCAGGGGUUUGAAGCUAUGGGAGGCCAUCCUGUGAGUCCGCGCGGG
Messenger RNA from Pseudogymnoascus destructans, 1907 nucleotides. RefSeq lists its product as uncharacterized. Lineage: Eukaryota; Fungi; Ascomycota; Leotiomycetes; Thelebolales; Thelebolaceae. Gene Ontology annotation, cellular component: nucleus. The coding region runs from base 104 to 931 and encodes 275 amino acids. Gene Ontology annotation, biological process: poly(A)+ mRNA export from nucleus. The transcript has 2 exons. The record is from RefSeq and is a predicted model, not a curated record.